CGGCAGUGUUUACGAUAGUCACGUGAUCCGCCAGCGGACCAGACUUUUCCUGCAGCUUUUUAAAGCUCAGACACUGACCCUAAUCCAGAAUGAGAAAAGACGCCGAUCUUGGUAUGUUGGUCGUCUUCAUCUCGCUCACUUAUUUUUAUGGGAGAAAAAGGAAGGAAGGCGAGCCCCCACUAAUUAAAGGAUGGAUUCCCUAUGUGGGGAAGGCCCUGGAGUUUGGUCGAGAUGCCCACCGGUUCCUGACUGCACACAGGAACAAGCAUGGAGAUGUUUUCACUGUCCUUAUUGCUGGCAAAUACAUCACAUUUGUUAUGGACCCAGUGUUAUACCCCUCCGUCAUCAAGCACGGCAAGCACCUCACCUUCCACGAAUUCUCAGACAAGGUGCCUCCAGUGAUCUUCGACUUCCCGCGUGUCAGGAGCCCCCGCUUCCCGGAGCUGACCAACCACAUCCAGAAGUCCUACAAUUUCCUGAAAGGCGAGAACCUGAAUCUGCUGAGCGAGACCAUGGUGAGGAACCUGCUGCUGGUGCUCCGGCAGGACUACCUGGGCCUGGCCGGCGAGUGGAGCGCCGACGAGCUAUACCGCUUCUGCUGUAGAGUCAUGUUCGAGGUCACCUUCAUGACGCUCUACGGAAAGUCCCCCCAGGGCAUGCGGCACGGGAGCAUUAGGACCCUGAGGGAACAGUUUGAGAGCUUCGACGCCGCGCUCCCCAUGCUGGUUGCCGGGAUCCCUAUCUCGUUCCUGGGAUCCACUAAAUCCGUACGUAGGGAGCUGAAAGCCGUCCUGAUGCCCCAUAACCUGGCCACGUGGGUGGGUCCAUCCCGCUUCAUCCAACACCGGGCUGAGUUAUUUGAGCAGUACCAUGCACUGGAGGAUGCGGACAAAGCUGGCCAUCACUUUGCCAUCCUUUGGGCGUCUGUGGGGAACACCAUCCCGGCCACCUUCUGGGCAUUAUACCACCUGGUCACCCACCCCGAAGCCCUGACCGCCGUCCGGACCGAGGUCCGCCGCGUCCUGGGGCCGUUCGAGCAGGGAGCAGACGCAGAUCUGCCGUUGGCGUUCACCCAGGAGAAGAUCGACGGGCUGGUUUACAUGGGCAGUGCCAUCCAAGAGAGCCUGCGACUGUCCGCCGCUUCCAUGAACAUCCGAGUGGCACAGGAAGACUUCAUCCUCCAGCUGGCCCAGGGUUACUCCGUACCAGUGCGUCGCGGUGACGUCAUCGCCCUCUAUCCCCAGAGCAUGCACAUGGACCCUGAGAUCUUUGAGGACCCUGAGGCAUACCGGUUUGACCGGUUUGUGGAGGAUGGACAGGAGAAGAAGACAUUUUAUAAGAGUGGCCAGAAGCUCAAAUACUUCUGCAUGCCGUUUGGGUCCGGUUCCUCCAAGUGCCCCGGGAGAUACCUUGCCAUGAACGAGAUGAAGCUGUUUCUGGCCUUGCUGCUGACGUACUUUGAUUUGGAAGUGAUGGAGGACCAGGCCCGGCCCGGCCCGGAUCCCAGUCGAGCAGGCCUGGGUGUCCUCCUCCCCAACACUGACAUCCGGUUCCGCUACCGGCCGCGACCUGUUUGAUUUAACCCAGGCUGAGUUGCAUAGAAUUAUGCUGCUUAUUGGCUCGUAACACUGCCACAAGCCGAAUGGCUCAAAUUGCACUGUUUACCUUAAAUAUGAAGUUGUGAUUGCAGAAGGCGGCCAACGUGUGGUGUGUUAAUUGAAGGUGUGGACCGCCAACCUUAAGGUUGCUGUUGUGUUCUUCAAGGAAGGUACUUAAAGUGAUUUGCUCCAAGAAGAAAUUUCCAAAUAUAUAAGAUAUAUAAGGGGCAGUGGUGGCCGAAUGUUUAAGGACGCAAACUUAUAAUUGAAAGAUUGCAGGUUCGGAUCCCCGACCAGCAAGACACCCCUGAGGUACCCUGAGCAAGAUACCGCCCCCAAGCACUGCUCCCCGGGCGCUAAAUUAGCUGCCCCCUGUUAUGUCACAACGUCACAUAUGGGUUAAAUGCCAAGGACACAUUUCAUUGUUGUGCACUGUGUGCUGAGGUGUGUUAACAAUCCUCACUGAUUACCAUGUGCAUUCUAAUUGGUGUGAUUCUAUUGGUUAAGCAAUUUGCAACAGUUUUACCAAUGUGUUAAAUGUAAAUUUCACUGGGAAAAAUACAAAAAUAGUACAAUAGCUCUACUGCAGAUUUCACUUUUACAUUGAAAUAUAUCUUUUCAUUAUAAAAAUUGGACAGGUGGAGUUUGAGUCACAGAGAUAAAGUUGUGGCUUGUUGAUCGGCUCGUAGUUGGGAAUGUGCUAAGCCAAUGGGGAGCUGGCAAAAAAUCACCAUGGAAACAAAAUCGCCAGAUUCCUACCUCAUGCUGCUGUCCAGCGUGUCACUGUUUUGCAUUCUCACUCAAUUUCCUGAAGGAAGUCUUUCAAAUGGUAACCAAUAGACCUGUUUAAAAGCCUUAUAAAGGAAGAUUUUUAAUAUACGCGUACAGUUAUGCAUACAUGCAAUGCUUGUAUUUCACUGUAAUAUUCAUGUACAUGUGCAUGUUCUAACUAAUUCUGGUAUUAAACAGUAUUUACAUUGAACUUGAUUUCAUACAAUGGCUAUUGUGUAUAUGACUAUAAUGUGACAUCCUAUUGUACAUUGUUGCCUAAUGUUAGCGCUUUCUAAGAUGUUUGCUUAUAUUACUCUCCUCGGUAUAAUGAGCUUGCAUUCAUUUAAGCGUUAGUCACAUAAUACAAACAUACGGUGGAACCCAGUUAUAGCGAUGCUGGAUAUAGUGAUCAACCGCUUAUAUGGAUGAAGAAGCUUGGGACAGAAUAAUUCUUAUACAAAUACUGUCUAAAUAACUCUCUUAUAGAGUAAUCAAGUGGUCUGCUUACUAUGGAAAGACGUUUGAGCAUUUAUUUGACAUCCAUGAUAUCCUUGAUAUCAGACGUCAGUUUCCUCCACUAGUUUGGUCAGUACUACUUGGACUUUUCCUCAGACUAGUUUGGCCAUUUUGUCAAACUAGUUGAACAAGAUCUCUUACUAGUCGCUUUUUCAUUACCUAGUGGCCUAUAAUUUUCUGCACUAGUUAACUAGUAGAAGCCAAAAUGCUCAGUCGUUGACUAGUUGGAGUAUUUUGGCUUUACUAGUCAACUGGUGAGGCUCACAAUGUUUACUAGUUGAAUUAGUGAAAGCCUAAAUGCUCCUUAGUUAAACUAAAUGCUAUCCAGGAGGCAGGAAAGGUGCAUAAAUUGAACCUAUUGAUUCUCCGGCAAUAAUUCCACCCAGGGAAAAUUCAACCCUAUAAAGCCUUAUGUUAUUUUACGGUUAACUGCCAGCUGCGUGCUGACUAGCCAUGCAGAAUAAAGCUUGGAAAUGCGUGUCUGCAAGUAAAACAUAUAAGUAGCUCUGCUUCACUGCUACUGUAUAUCUUUCAACUGUGAGGCAUCGAACUGGACAAAACCUGAGCGAAAAUUGCUUGAAGAAACGGGACUGCACGCAUGAGAAAUAUGAGUUACAGCGCGAGGGUUACUGCGUGGGAUGUAGUCUCUCUCUCUCUCGUGCAAUAUACUGCGCGAGAGAGACCGGAUUCCACGAAAGAAAGAACAAGUUAUGCAAGAGAGGUCGAACUUUAAAAAAGGUGAACAAAAUAAAAACAUUGCCGAUGAUUUGAUCCGCUAACUCGGUCCAGAAAACCUACAUCUGUAAAUCAAGGACAGACCUUCUUAUGCAUAACUGUUCUGCUUCCAUCCAUCCAUUUUCCAGACCGCUUGUCCUAGGCUUCUGCGAUGGGCUGGCCCCCCAUCCUGGGUUGUUCCCUGCCUCGUGCCCAUUGCUUCCGGGUAGGAUAAGCGGUUUGGAAAAUGGAUGGAUGGUAGCAGGCUUGCUUGCCGUCACUGACAAUGAGUCUUGGUUUAUUCAGAGCUCAAUAUUUUGUCAGAAAAAAUCUCAGAGAAUGGUGUUUACUCUCAGUUUCUUCUUCGUCAGUAAUAAACAGAACACGUACCGGCCAUAUUUGUGAAGAUACUUGUCCUUUGUAAAAUCUAUGUGUAUGAAAUAUUAAUUGGAUCAAGAGUAAUAAUUAAAAUCAACCUCAAAAUGCUGUACUUGUGAUAAUGCCAUUUUGAAUGUAUUUAGUCUUUGUUGUUGUGAUAUUUAAACAGGGAGUGGAUGGGGGACCAUCUUAAUUGGAACAUGUCUGUCGAACAUGCAUGUUUGUCGGUCAUUACAUGCUUGGACUUUACGGAUUCAAUCGACAUAUCCUAUUCCUUCAACCAACUUUUGCAUGGGAUCAAACAUCAUUAGAUCAGCCUCUGUUGUGAAUAGGAUCCCCACUGUGAUAUACAGCAUACAGUGCUAACACAGACUCCCUUAGCUGUCUAUACAUGGGCCCUAAUUCGAAAAGCAUUGGGUUCCAAGUCAGGCGCUCAAAUGGGGAAACAUCAAUGGGAGUCUGUAUUGUUUAAGAAACAAUUAAGAUUGUUCACAACUGUAGAAUGUGUUGGGGUCAUAAUAUGAGGUUAAUGUACAUGAUUUUUAUAAUGGAAAAUGUUGUUGCAGUCUGCUGAAAUAAAAUAGAAAUGAAAUGUUA
Molecule: messenger RNA, 4574 nt
Organism: Brienomyrus brachyistius
Lineage: Eukaryota; Metazoa; Chordata; Actinopteri; Osteoglossiformes; Mormyridae
Product: cytochrome P450 7B1-like
Exons: 6
Coding region: 90-1577 (495 amino acids)
Biological process (GO): cholesterol homeostasis; bile acid biosynthetic process
Molecular function (GO): iron ion binding; heme binding; steroid hydroxylase activity
Source: RefSeq, a predicted model, not a curated record